GCUGCUUCCGGGUCAAUGGAGGACAGCGGGCUCGGGCGGCCCGCGCGGGGGACGCGGUGAAGCCGAGCGGCCCGGGGCGGCCGGGACCAGCCCGAGGAGCCGCCUCCGCCGCCGCCGCGCCCCGGCUCCGGGCAGGGGAGAAGAAGAUGGAUCGACCUGCUGGGAGGAGUUUUAUGCAAGUAUUAUGUGAAAAAUAUAGUCCUGAGAACUUCCCUUACCGCCGCGGUCCUGGAAUGGGAGUCCAUGUCCCAGCCACACCUCAGGGCUCGCCGAUGAAAGAUCGCCUCAACCUCCCGAGCGUGCUGGUGUUGAACAGCUGCGGAAUAACCUGUGCCGGGGACGAGAAGGAGAUUGCCGCCUUCUGCGCACAUGUGUCAGAGCUCGACCUCUCUGACAACAAACUGGAAGACUGGCAGGAGGUCAGUAAAAUUGUGUCAAAUGUUCCCCAGUUGGAGUUUCUAAACCUGAGUUCCAACCCUCUGAAUUUGUCGGUUUUAGAAAGAACGUGUGCGGGGUCCUUCUCGGGGGUUCGCAAACUUGUCCUCAACAACAGCAAAGCUUCUUGGGAGACGGUCCACACGAUACUGCAGGAGUUACCAGAUCUGGAGGAGCUCUUCCUGUGCCUUAAUGACUACGAAACAGUGUCUUGCCCUUCCAUUUGCUGUCACUCCCUCAAGCUACUCCACAUCACGGACAACAACCUCCAAGACUGGACUGAGGUCCGGAAGCUGGGCGCUAUGUUCCCGUCCCUGGACACCCUGGUUCUGGCCAACAACCACGUGAGCGCCAUCGAGGAGCCCGACGACUCACUGGCCAGGCUCUUCCCCAACCUGCGCUCCAUCAGCCUGCACAAGUCAGGUUUGCAGUCCUGGGAAGACAUUGACAAGCUAAAUUCAUUCCCCAAACUUGAAGAAGUGCGAUUGUUAGGAAUCCCACUUCUGCAGCCAUAUUCCACUGAAGAGCGGCGGAAAUUGGUGAUUGCCAGGUUGCCCUCCGUUUCCAAACUCAAUGGCAGUGUUGUGAGCGAUGGCGAGCGGGAAGAUUCCGAGAGAUUCUUCAUCCGAUACUAUGUCGACGUUCCCCAGGAAGACGUGCCCUUCAGGUACCAUGAACUGAUCACAAAAUAUGGGAAGUUGGAGCCUUUGGCAGAAGUGGACCUCAGACCGCAGAGCAGCGCCAAAGUCCAGGUCCACUUUAACGAUCAGGUGGAGGAAGUGAGCAUUCGCCUGGACCAGACAGUUGCAGAACUCAAGAAGCAGUUAAGAACUCUCGUGCAGCUCCCCACGAGCAACAUGCUCCUCUACUACUUCGACCACGAAGCGCCCUUCGGGCCUGAGGAGAUGAAGUACAGCUCUCGGGCCCUGCAUUCCUUUGGCAUUCGGGAUGGAGACAAGAUCUACGUGGAGUCCAAAACAAAAUGACCUCUUCCGGCGUGGACACAGGAGGACUUCUCGCGGGGGCGCUUGUUUCUAACGUGCUUUUCUUUAGGAGAGGGAGAAGGUUGAUUUUGUUUCGUUUUGUUUAGGCUUAUGGGGGGAGGGGGGGUGUUUGUAUAUUUUUUUCCCUGAAGAACGGGAGGGGGGCUGUUUUUGGUAUUUUUUACCACCAGUUUGUUUCGUCCACUGCGCCAGCAGAAUUGGCCCCAUCUGGUAGCCCCUGAGCCCUCCGUCUGGGACGGCUCCGGAGUCUCCAACUUCCUGCGGUGUCCCUGGGUCUGUCUGCUGCUGGCUUGGCACCUCCACUGUGGUCAAGCUGCCGGGCACAAGUGUCGCCCUCGAGGGUGUCAGGAGCCCCCUCUCGGGAGCCUGAGUCUUUCCAGGCAGGGCCCGCCCCCUCCCCCAGCUCCCCAUCCCCUCCCCCUCCUUCCUUGUUGUUUAAUUUUCCCGUGUCCGCAUGUUUACGUAGUAGUUAAACUCUCUCCAUAAUUCAGUGUGGGUGAUUAUUUUUUUCUUCCUGUCUCCCUUCAGAAAUGAUUUUUUUGUUUUUGUUAAUGUUUUAUGCAUUUUUCAACCUGAUUCUGAUCUCAGGUACUCAGUCAGAACCCCGCCCCUGUUGGGGUCUUGAGGACGCGUAGAGGGGGUGAACCUCGGGUGAGUCCUACUCUUGCUCGGGAAGUGCAGGCCGGGCCACCUCGCACCCCUGCCCUGGCACAGUGUACCCACCACCUCUGGAGCAUGGGCGGCGUCUGACCCCAGAAUGCUUUUCCUUUUGCUUAUUGAAUGUAUUUCCGCGCGUCAGUCGAUCCUUCUCAUUUAAGCCGUGGGAAACUGAGGCCUGACUUUCGGAAGCGCCCGGUGGAGUGGUGGACGCGCAUCCAGGAGCCUGAGAAUUAGCUGGUGGGCUCUCGGGAGCACGGGGGGUGGCUCGUGCAGCUGUGUAGGCCAAGCCCUGGCUCUUGCACUUUGCAUUGAACGUGGGAAAUUUGAAUUCAAGGGAAUUUGGGUCCCCGUUCUUUCCUGGAAUGUGGCGACGUGGUGAUGGAAUAGGUCGGUUUGGUUUUGUUUGACGUUUUUAUUUAGAUGCUCCUAUAAAUGAACAGCUUUGCCUGACCUGUGGGUGAAGUAAAUGUCACAACUUUGGAAUUGACUCCAGGUCCUGUAUAUAUAUUUUUUGUUUUUGUUUCCGUUGUUUUAUUUUUCCUUUUGUGGUUUGGUUUGGAUUUUUCGUGUUUUUUUGUUUGUUUGUUUGCAGAAGCAUAUUGAAAGCACUUUUCUUUAAAAGCUAGUUCCCUCCCUCCUUGGAAGUCUUUCCCUUUGUUCUCCUGUCAAUGAGAUGUGACCCUCCCCCUUCCUGUCUGUCUUUCCCAGUCCUCCACGUUUAAGGUGUAACUUGGGCAGAAGGUGAGCACAUGAAAUAUUUUCAAAGAAUGUAGUCGGUACCCGAUUGCAUUUGACCUUUUGGCCUUUGGUUACGUGACUCGACCCCCUUCUUCCUUCCUUCCUUCCCCCACCAAGUUCUUUGAUUUCUUAUGAAGUUUUUUAAAGAUUCUUGUAGAUUCUUCAUGUAUGGGGAGCUGUGUUUAUUACUGCUACUUUUUAAAUUUUCCUAAGCUGUUAAAGCAGAUGUUUAUUCUCUUAAUGCACUUCAGGUUCAGUAUCUGUAAAGCCUUUGACUCGGGCCUCCUGAGUCAAGUCUACAUUCACUGUAACAUUUAAGGUGGGAACCAAAGGGUCCAAGAAGGACGACUGGGGCCUCUCCUGCUGCUGCGGGCCGGAGCUCUCGGGACCCCCGCGGGAGAGCGGCGCCUCGUCAGGCCGGGGAUAGACGCGAAGAAUGAGUUUGCAGUCACAUUUUCCUGACAGAUUUUCGGAAGUGGGGGGAAAGUGUGACAACAGUGUCAUGAAGAUGAGAACUGUGGGUGCUUUGUGUAUGUGAGCAUGAGUGCAAAUGAGUCUGGGCGAAGCCGUGGAAUGGAGCCACGGCUUCUGUCAGCGUGGGGAGGAGAUGCGUCGGGAGCCCUCGAGACUGUGACCCCCGGCCGUCCCCCCGCGGAAGGCAGCGUGGACACCGACGCGCUACUUCAGUGACAAGCGGAAUGGACGUAGAGAAUAGGCUAUUUUCUAUAUGACAGAGUUUUAUGAGAUGCUUUUUUACUCUUAGAGACCUGUUCCUUCUGUCAUUGCAGAACACGGUGUCCAUCAGCUGCAGGCAUGAACGUCUUCUCGUACAUCUCAGCUGCAUGUCCGGGGACUUCUCGCUUCAUCCCGCGGACAUGGGUCUUUGCAGGCAUUGCCGUUGGUGGUUUUCGCAACCGCCCAGUAGUUUUGACGGAGAAUCUAAUCCAGUUACUGAUCUUUCCACGUGACUGAAGUUCCGGAGAACAGCUAUUCGGGCGUGUGUCCUUGUAGAUUCAUCUCCGUGACUGGGUUAAGACGCUGCUUUUGAAAUAAAAUUGGUGCUGUGUAGACACAUGUUAACCAAAAUCGUUUCUUGUAACAGGCCAAGAAAGAGAAGCGACGUGGAUGGUUGAGUCUACAAGUCAUGCGUAAUUGAUCUCUGCAGCGCGUCUGUAUUUUACUAGUGACUGUGUCUAGAUGUAGUUAGAGCAUAUUAAUGACGUUUAUGAAACAAAAUGCUGUCAUAGCCAGUAUUACAGCUUCGUUGCUACAGGCAUAAAAGAUAGAGCCUAUCUUUUCUGCGCUAGAACCCUUCUCAGUGAUGAAAAGGCAGGGAGUCGGGAAGGAGGGCCAAGUCAGGACCGAGCCGUGCUGCUUCUCUGUGUGGACGCGUAGCUGCCACAGAGUCACCCAUUUUCUGUUUGUUUGUUUUUGUCUUUUAAUGGAAUUGUUGAGAUACCCCAAACUGAUUCAAAGGGGAAAAGUUGAGAUUCAUAGGUGUGUUUUUAUUAUGAAAAGUCCCCGUUGUGCCGGAGAGAGCUCGGCGGCCGGGGCGCAGGCUCUGCAUGCAGGAGCCCCAGGUGGGACCCCAGCAUCCGCUGAGCUCUGCCAGGAACAAGAACUGCCGGCUGUGACCACCCCGCCCCCCAACAUUUUGUCAUUUCUAUAACCUAUUGCUCCUAACACCAUAACUAGGUAAGAAAGCAGCGGAUAGAGUCUCCAAUCCCUUGUUUCUUUAAGCCUUGUUGAAAAUAACCCCCUAACAUGAGUUACGUCUCACAGGAAGGAACGUCAUUGACCAGAUGUUGAGGCAUGGCCACAGCCAUGAGCAGAGAACACGGUGGCACGAGCUGCCGGCGGCUCAGGGCCUCGGGUGAUAGUACCUGCCAGCACAUGCGUGUGAAUGUGGCUUUGCUGCCCAGAGGGGCCAGCCCCGGGGCCCAGAAACAGUGGUGCAGAAGGCAAGGUUGUUCUUGGCAAUAUCCUCUCUGUCUGUGGAUUUGAUUUCCCCUUCAUUCUGUGUUAGGUGGAAAAUGCAAACAAACUGCUUUCAAAAACACCCAAAAGCUCUCUGUGUUACGAGAUGUAUCGUGAACUCUGUUUUUCCUCGGUGCUUCCUUAAAAAUAUACGUCCACUGUAGUGAUGGAGAGGGACUGCACUCUCUUGGGCUCUUUACCUGCCGGCUGUCUCCUGCAGUUAAUGGAAAUAUAUAUUUUAUUUUAGAAUAUAAUUUAAACAUGAAGGUCUAUUCUUUGCACUUUUUAUUAAUAUAUAUAGAGAGAUAAUCUUUAAAAAAAAUUAAAAAUCCAAGUCCACUUUC
Messenger RNA from Sorex araneus (European shrew), 5158 nucleotides. RefSeq names its product tubulin folding cofactor E like (gene TBCEL). The transcript has 8 exons. Bases 147 to 1421 code for a protein of 424 amino acids. The record is from RefSeq and is a predicted model, not a curated record. Lineage: Eukaryota; Metazoa; Chordata; Mammalia; Eulipotyphla; Soricidae. Gene Ontology annotation, molecular function: alpha-tubulin binding. Gene Ontology annotation, biological process: protein folding.